Molecule: messenger RNA, 4452 nt
Organism: Cryptosporidium muris RN66
Lineage: Eukaryota; Apicomplexa; Conoidasida; Eucoccidiorida; Cryptosporidiidae
Exons: 3
Coding region: 1-4452 (1483 amino acids)
Source: RefSeq, a predicted model, not a curated record
AUGACGAAUAUCUCUAGCUAUACAGAGAAAAUAGGAAAGGUAAAUAAUUCGAUCAUAAAUACAUUUAUAGAUGAAAGCAAUUUUGAAGAGAGUCAAUAUACAGGAAAUACAGUGCAAAAGUCUGAAUUAAAUGGAAAAUUAGAUGCUAGUAAUGCUCAGGAAUCUUUUACGGUUCUCUCUGCUCUUGAUGAUCCUGCAGAACUACCAAUUGAAAUAGAAGGAGUUUGUGGAGUUACUAAACAAUUAAAUGUCUUAGGAUUACUUUCAAAUAAUACAAACUCUGAGGAAGUUACAAAAAGAAGUGUCAAAAAUUUUUCACUACCAAAUAUAGGACUUGAUACAGUAAUAAAACUAGGAGAUAAAUCAUAUGAAUAUUCAGGAGGCGAAGAAUGGAAACCAAUGAGUCCAAGUCUAAGAUGGCAAAGAUCAAUGGCCUCUGAAAAUGCUACUAUAACGUCAUCUUCUCUACCAAUACAGAGGGGAAAAAUGAAUAGUCCAAAUAUAAUAAGGGAACUUGAGAAUGAGCUUGAAAAAACUAAGGGAACUAUAAUUCUAAAUUCUACUGGUGAGAAAUUUUAUGAUUAUAACUCAGGCAAAUAUAGAGAGGCAAAAGCAGUAUGGACAGAUGAGCCCUUAAAACCAAUACUUUGCAAAGCACAAACAGACAAAAAGAGUAAUAAAUAUCAAAAUCCUGAAAUGACAAGGAGUAUAACUAAUAAUAGUAAAGAUUCUAUAUCUAAUAUUAUAUAUUCAAAUAUGGAUGUACCAGAAGCUAAGAUGACAACUAUGGAAAAAUUUGGAAAUAUUAAAGUACCUAUUAGGAGUACAUCUUCAAUGAUGACUUUUGCAGCUGAAAGAGCUAAGAACUCACAAUCAGAAAAGGAUAGUAAAAUAGAAUUAGAUAUAUUAAAUAUGAUAGAUCCAAUGCAGGAUAAAAUUUUAGAUAAAACUUUAUUAAAUAACAAAUCAGCUAUGUCAACAAUGGAGAGCAUACCUGAAAAUAUCCCUAUUGAAAGUUCAAAAUUCAACAAUAAUAAUGAAAUUUUAUAUAAGCCUUAUAUAAAUGAAGAACUUAGAAAAAAAAUAUUAGGAAAGAAGCUUAAAAGUGGAGAUAUGAAAAUGCAGGGGGCUUUAGAUAAAAAAGAAAUUAAACAGAUUAAAACAAAAUUCGAAAAAAAGUAUGGAGUAACUCUUAAUAAUGAGAUAGAUUUAGAAGUUAUUAGUGAAUCUCUUAUUUCUACAGAGAAAUUUAAGAAGCAUAUUAAUGUGACUAAACAAUUAGAAACACUCAAAACUUCUAUUGGUUGGUUUGAUUGUCAAGAUAAGGAAAAUGAAGAUUUCCAAUGUAUUAGAAAUGAUGCUUCUGAGAAAAGAUCCAAAGAAAAAGAAUCGCUUAUAAAUAGGAUUAUUGAUAAUACUACAAGUUAUCCUUGUUUUGAUGAAGUGUUAUUUCAAAAUUCAUUUAGGGUACAAGAUCCAAGUAGAUGUAACAAGGUAACACAAAUAACCUUGGCUCAAGAUGCUACAACUGUUCCAGAUUCAACUGAGAUGUUACUGGGUAUACAUAAAAAGCAGUACACACCACCAAUAUCGGAUAAGCUUCCAACAGGUUUACCAGCUCAUAUUCAAGAUCCUAGAAUUGUUUGGAAGCAAGAAUUUCAAUCUAUUCCAUAUGAUUCUAUAGCUAAUCUUGUAUCUAAAAUUGAUCAUGGUACUUGGGAUGAAAUUGAGAAUGAUUUAGUUAUCAAUAGCUUUACAUCAAUGGGCUUAAAAUCUUAUUUAACAUUUAAAUCACACUCAAGUAUUAAUUUAAGAGAGUUUGCAUAUAAUUCACUAUAUAGUCUUGAAGCUCCCAUUAAUGUUUCACCAAGUCCUUUACCUCCUUUAGCUAGUCCAAAUGGUAGAUGUAAACUUGAUACAAACACUACAAAACCUUCAACAAACCCUUCAACAAACCCUUCAAUAAACCCUUCAACAGCUAUAAAAUCAAAUUAUUUAACACCAUCAAGUGCAUUUCAAUUGCCUACUACAGGAAAGUCCCGAAUAGAUGUAACAACGAUUAAUUAUAUCCCUGAAUAUGAAGCUUUUGAAAUGAAACUUUGGAAAAAUUACAAUUAUCCAUUACAUGUUGCUAAUACAGGAAAGAUAAAAAAAUAUAAAUUAGGUAAAUUUGAUAAAUUUAAACCGAUUACUAUGAAUCAAUUGGUUGGAAUGGCAGAUAUAUGGCAAAAAGAAAUUGAUGCUCAAACUACAGAACAAAAAAAAGGACUAAAAUUAUUAGAAGGAACUCAUGAAGAAUCUGCGAGUGCAGAUACAUAUAUUGAAAAACUUACAAGUGUUGUACUUGAUGAGUAUAGCAAAUUAGAUAAAAAAGAUAUUAAUAAUUUAUUUGAUGUAUUAGUUUCAAAUAAUGUUCCAACUAUACCAAAAUCUUCAGUAGCUCCUAAAACGAAGUAUGAUGAAUUUGGAUAUAGGAAAAUGGGUAUGGUGCCUGGAAGAAGUGCACUAUACUCUUUUAAAGAUAUGAAUUAUCCUGGAAGACGAAUUAUGAGGGAGGAUUUAAGUUUUGGAAGGAGAAAAAGGCAAGUGAAAGUAGGUGGUCUUAAAGAUGAAAAAGGAGCCAUAAGUCCAACAUUACAAAAUAAAAGGAAUGUUACUCCUGAUAAACACACAAAUAAAAAUGCUUUGAAUGUUGAUUUGGAUGAAUAUGCUACAGAUGAAGAGUCAUCCUUAAGCCAAAGUAUCUUACACAAAAUAAAAAAACCACAUUUGCUUACUCAUAAAGGCCUUGAUAGAGAUGAAUUUGAACAAAUAGAUCAAGAAUCUGAAUUAUAUGAAGAUGACAUAUCAGUCUUAGACGAAUAUUAUGAUGAAGAAGAUGAGUAUAUUAGUGAUCUAGAUGAAUCUGUUGAUUAUCACACUAUCUGUCGUUCUAUUGAUGUUACUGAAUGGGAGCCGACCAAUCUUAUACUAACUAGAGUAUUAUUUAAGUCAAUGAAGAGUAUAUAUGUUACAUUGGCAACUGUUUUUUUUAGGAACUUUAAAUCAAAAUACAGAAUUGAAAUAUAUGAGCUCGGAGAACAUACUAUAAUUGUGUGGAUAGAUAGAGAUCGUAUAAAGUUUAAGGAAAGACUAUUGUCUUGCUUUACCUUAAAACAAGAUAAAUUGAAAGUUAAAGGUGGUAUAUACUUUACUCCAGAUGCAGAAAUAUCUCCUAUUGAACCUUGUGCUGAUAUCCCUGGGAAUUUUGUAUUUCAAGUAUCUGGUGUGAGCUUGGCUCAUAUAUUAUUAAAGAAUGAACCAAAAAAAAAAUUAGAAAUGAUCGAGGAUUUUACAUCUCAAGUUAAUCUUAGGAAAGAAGUUUCUUUUUAUGAUAGUGAGGAUUCAAAUUCUAUUAAGGAGGACGUAAAACAAGAAGUAGAUAAAAAAAAGAGUAUUCAUGGAGGAUUAGAAAUUAACACUGAAAAUGAUAAGAUUGCCGAAGGAAUUAAUAUACAAUCAUUCGUUCCUGCUAUGAACAGCAAUGAGAUCACUGGAAAUAAUACUAUUGCUAUAUUAACUACUGAUAUAAAGCUUCAAGGUUUAAUGCCAAUUGCACUAAAAGGAGAACCUAAAAUAACCGUGAGAUUUAGUUUAAGACGUGAUAGACUAGUUUUAUGGAGAUCAGUUAGAUGCCAAAUAUGGCGUUGUCAAUAUAUUGAUCUAUGUUAUAAAUAUAAUCUAGUUCCAGCUAAAAAAGUUGUUAGUUAUAUUACAAAUGCAUUUUCAAGAGUUAGACAUGGAGCUCCAUUGGAUAUGAGUGGUAUUCCCUAUCAAUAUGAAAUAUUUUCACAUUGUUUAAAUAUAGCUUUGGUGCAUCAAGAACCUAAAGAAAUCUCAUUCAGAGGCUGUUAUAUGAAUGAUGAAGGUUUAUCUCAAAUUUUUAUUUUAUUGAAACAAUUCAAAAGCAUUUUUAAGCUAGAUUUUGGGAUCAAUGAUUUAACAAUUAAAUCUGCACCAUUAGUCUUAGAAAUUGUACGGAAUUCCAAAUGUAAAAAGUUGUUAUUGGACUUUAAUCACUUUGGACCAAGCAAAACUAAAAGAGACUUUGCACAAUUUCUUAGACACUUAUUAUUCUCUUGCGAGAUAAAAGUAUUGGAUUUCUCAAGAAACCGUAUUAAUGGAAGAUGUAUUGAUUUUUUUGAUACGAUUAUAGGUAGCUUACCAUUUAGAAAUAAGACUUUGGAGAAGUUAAUAUGGUGCUCAAAUGAUAAUACACAACCUGAAAUUGAGACAUUGGUACUUGCAUUGCAGCCAAUAUGUAUUUCUUUAAAUAUGGUUGUUGUUGGAGGUAAUCCAAUAGAAAGAGUUGAUGCAAUAAAACGACGUUUUAAGCCUAUACAAAUGUCAAUGGAAGAUCUUACAGUUGCUUACCUCAAGACUGAAGAAAGGGAAUCCUUGGAUCAUGAUUAA